This is a messenger RNA of Triplophysa dalaica, 1211 nucleotides long. Its product is annotated as leukotriene B4 receptor 1. NCBI's taxonomy places the organism in Eukaryota, Metazoa, Chordata, Actinopteri, Cypriniformes, Nemacheilidae. The coding region runs from base 1 to 891 and encodes 296 amino acids. The transcript has a single exon. Gene Ontology annotation, molecular function: G protein-coupled receptor activity. Gene Ontology annotation, cellular component: membrane. Gene Ontology annotation, biological process: G protein-coupled receptor signaling pathway; immune response. The record is from RefSeq and is a predicted model, not a curated record.
AUGACAAUGGAGAACCUGACCGUUUCCAACAGUUCUGUCUUUACUUCAGCGGGUGUGCUAACCACCAGCACUGUUCUGGGAGUCUGUUGUGCGCUGGGUGUACCAGGUAAUGUGGCAGUGCUGGUAAUGCUCGUCCAACAUUUAAAGGAGGGAAGCUUCACUCCAAAAUUGAUGAUGAGUCUGGCUGUCUCUGAUCUGCUGAGUCUGAUCUUUCUUCCUCUGUGGAUCUAUGCUCUCCUGAACGGUUGGAGUUUUGGCCAAGGUCUGUGCAAGUUUUUCUCCUACGUUGUGUACUGGAGUCUGUACAGCAGCGUGUUUUGCUUGACCCUGAUGAGUGUCCAGAGGUACCUACAGGUUCUGUAUUCGCAGCGGUGGGCUAAGCUUGGAAGACGUGGUGAAAAUGGACUUAUUUGUGGGAUUUGGAUAUUAAGUGGCAUUUUGGGCUCUUAUGCACUCAUUUAUAGAACGGCUGGUCAGAUUAAAAAGAAGAUGCAAUGUUAUCCAGCCUACAGGAAUCAUCAAGAAAAAAUUGCGAUCAUACUAAUGGAGACUGUUGUGCUGUUUUUUUUACCUUUAACAUGCCUCGUCUGCUUCUACCUUCGACUCCAUAAACGUAUAAGUCAGUCGUCUUCUUUCAACAGUCACAGGUUGACAAAACUGGCAGUGAGAAUUGUUGUGACUUUCUUUAUAUUCAGCACUCCCUGUAUGAUCAACAACAUAGUCCAAAUAGCAGUGCCAAAUAAUUUAGAUGACAGCAACGAUGUAACUGGGGCUCUUUUCUUUAUGAACAGUUGCAUGAACCCUUUUCUUUAUGCCUUCUCAGCCCGAACACUACGAUGCAGAGAUAAAGCGCAUUCAAGCCAUUCACACGAUACAAAUCCGAAUGAGUAAAUGCCUCACAUGUCUAAAGUUAUAUCUGGUUGAAUUUGCUAAUUUCUCUCAAUGUAAAACUGGGAAGUACACAAAUACAUUUCAAAUUGUAUUUAGUAUUUUGAUGUGUUCUAACAAGAGAUUUUUCUGUAGAAUAAAAACGUCAUAUUUCUUAUCUCAGAAGCCGAAGUUAAAAUCAGUCAUCACUUGGGUAAUGAAAUGUGGUAAUGCUGAGGUAGAUAUUAAUCUCUUGAAUAGUGCACUGCUCAAUAAGGGAACUUUCCAUCUCUAUUGCUGUAAUUUCCUGUCUAAAUCAUUUCUAUUAUUAUUAUUGUCAUUAU